AUGUUGUUUUUCUUUGAUGUCUUCUGGCUUUUCUGCUUUCUACUUGAUGACGAAAUAUCAAAUUCUAACCCUAACGGCCCUUACUCUAGCUCUAACCCUAACGGCCCUUACUCUAGCUCUAACUCUAACGGCCCUUACUCUAACCCUAACGGCCCUUACUCUAGCUCUAACCCUAACGGCCCUUACUCUAACCCUAACUCUAACGGCCCUUACUCUAGCUUUAACUCUAACGGCCCUUACUCUAACCCUAACGGCCCUUACUCUAACCCUAACUCUAACGGCCCUUACUCUAACCCUAACUCUAACGGCCCUUACUCUAACUCUAACCCUAACGGCCCUUACUCUAACCCUAACCCUAACGGCCCUUACUCUAACCCUAACGGCCCUUACUCUAACCCUAACUCUAACGGCCCUUACUCUAACCCUAACGGCCCUUACUCUAACCCUAACCAUAACGGCCCUUACUCUAGCUCUAACUCUAACGGCCCUUACUUUAACCCUAACUCUAACGGCCCUUACUCUAGCUCUAACCCUAACGGCCCUUACUCUAACUCUAACUCUAACGGCCCUUACUCUAACUCUAACUCUAACGGCCCUUACUCUAACUCUAACUCUAACGGCCCUUACUCUAACUCUAACUCUAACGGCCCUUACUCUAACUCUAACUCUAACGGCCCUUACUCUAACUCUAACUCUAACGGCCCUUACUCUAACUCUAACUCUAACGGCCCUUACUCUAACUCUAACUCUAACGGCCCUUACUCUAACUCUAACCCUAACGGCCCUUACUCUAACUCUAACUCUAACGGCCCUUACUCUAACCCUAACCCUAACGGCCCUUACUCUAACCCUAACCCUAACGGCCCUUACUCUAACCCUAACGGCCCUUACUCUAACCCUAACUCUAACGGCCCUUACUCUAACCCUAACGGCCCUUACUCUAACCCUAACCAUAACGGCCCUUACUCUAGCUCUAACUCUAACGGCCCUUACUUUAACCCUAACUCUAACGGCCCUUACUCUAGCUCUAACUCUAACGGCCGUUACUCUAACCCUAACCCUAACGGCCCUUACUCUAGCUCUAACCCUAACGGCCCUUACUCUAGCUCUAACUCUAACGGCCCUUACUCUAACUCUAACUCUAACUCUAACGGCCCUUACUCUAACUCUUACUCUAACUCUAACGGCCCUUACUCUAACUCUAACUCUAACCCUAACGGCCCUUACUCUAACUCUUACUCUAACUCUGACGGCCCUUACUCUAACCCUAAACCUAACGGCCCUUACUCUAACUCUAACUCUAACGGCCCUUACUCUAGCUCUAACUCUAACCCUAACGGCCCUUACUCUAACUCUAACUCUAACGGCCCUUACUCUAACUCUAACUCCAACGGCCCUUACUCUAACUCUAACUCUAACGGCCCUUACUCUAACUCUAACUCUAACGGCCCUUACUCUAGCUCUAACUCUAACCCUAACGGCCCUUACUCUAACUCUAACUCUAACGGCCGUUACUCUAACCCUAACCCUAACGGCCCUUACUCUAACUCUAACUCUAACGGCCCUUACUCUAGCUCUAACUCUAACGGCCCUUACUCUAACCCUAACCCUAACGGCCCUUACUCUAACUCUAACUCUAACGGCCCUUACUCUAACUCUAACCCUAACGGCCCUUACUCUAACUCUAACUCUAACGGCCCUUACUCUAACUCUAACCCUAACGGCCCUUACUCUAACUCUAACCCUAACGGCCCUUACUCUAACUCUAACUCUAACGGCCCUUACUCUAACUCUAACCCUAACGGCCCUUACUCUAACUCUAACUCUAACGGCCCUUACUCUAACUCUAACCCUAACGGCCCUUACUCUAACCCUAACCCUAACGGCCCUUACUCUAACUCUAACUCUAACGGCCCUUACUCUAACUCUAACCCUAACGGCCCUUACUCUAACUCUAACUCUAACGGCCCUUACUCUAACUCUAACCCUAACGGCCCUUACUCUAACUCUAACUCUAACGGCCCUUACUCUAACUCUAACUCCAACGGCCCUUACUCUAACUCUAACUCUAACGGCCCUUACUCUAGCUCUAACUCUAACGGCCCUUACUCUAACCCUAAGCCGUUUUCUAACUCUAACGGCCCUUACUCUAACUCUAACUCUAACCCUAACGGCCCUUACUCUAACUCUUACUCUAACUCUGACGGCCCUUACUCUAACCCUAACGGCCCUUACUCUAACCCUAACCAUAACGGCCCUUACUCUAGCUCUAACUCUAACGGCCCUUACUUUAACCCUAACUCUAACGGCCCUUACUCUAGCUCUAACUCUAACGGCCGUUACUCUAACCCUAACCAUAACGGCCCUUACUCUAGCUCUAACUCUAACGGCCCUUACUCUAGCUCUAAUUCUAACGGCCCUUACUCUAACUCUAACUCUAACUCUAACGGCCCUUACUCUAACUCUUACUCUAACUCUAACGGCCCUUACUCUAACUCUUACUCUAACUCUAACGGCCCUUACUCUAACUCUAACUCUAACUCUAACGGCCCUUACUCUAACUCUAACUCUAACUCUAACGGCCCUUACUCUAACUCUUACUCUAACUCUAACGGCCCCUACUCUAACUCUUACUCUAACUCUGACGGCCCUUACUCUAACCCUAAGCCUAACGGCCCUUACUCUAACUCUAACUCUAACGGCCCUUACUCUAGCUCUAACCCUAACUCUAACGGCCCUUACUCUAACUCUAACUCCAACGGCCCUUACUCUAACUCUAACUCUAACGGCCCUUACUCUAGCUCUAACUCUAACGGCCCUUACUCUAACCCUAAGCCGUUGUGA
This is a messenger RNA of Haliotis rufescens (red abalone), 2844 nucleotides long. RefSeq lists its product as uncharacterized. The transcript is spliced from 2 exons. The coding region runs from base 1 to 2844 and encodes 947 amino acids. Lineage: Eukaryota; Metazoa; Mollusca; Gastropoda; Lepetellida; Haliotidae. The record is from RefSeq and is a predicted model, not a curated record.